Eurypyga helias (sunbittern) is the source of this 1505-nucleotide messenger RNA. It is a transcript of the gene BMP2K, whose product is annotated as BMP2 inducible kinase. Lineage: Eukaryota; Metazoa; Chordata; Aves; Eurypygiformes; Eurypygidae. Gene Ontology annotation, molecular function: ATP binding; protein kinase activity. The annotation marks the transcript as partial. The record is from RefSeq and is a predicted model, not a curated record. Gene Ontology annotation, biological process: protein phosphorylation. The transcript has 12 exons.
UCAACUGUGUUUCUGGUACGUACCCAUAGUGGGAUACGUUGUGCACUGAAACGAAUGUAUGUUAAUAAUGUGCCGGACCUCAACAUAUGCAAGAGAGAAAUUACAAUUAUGAAAGAAUUAUCUGGGCACAAGAAUAUUGUGAGCUACUUGGAUUGCGCUGUUAACUCUAUAAGUGAUAAUGUUUGGGAGGUACUCAUUCUCAUGGAGUACUGUCGAGCUGGGCAAGUUGUGAACCAGAUGAAUCAGCGUCUGCAGACAGGCUUCACUGAGUCAGAAGUAAUGAGAAUAUUUUGUGAUACCUGUGAAGCUGUUGCCCGGUUGCAUCAGUGCAAAACACCUAUAGUUCACCGGGAUCUAAAGGUGGAGAAUAUCUUGUUAAAUGAUAGCGGGAACUAUGUUCUCUGUGAUUUCGGCAGUGCCACUAACAAAUACCUUAAUCCUCAAAAAGAUGGUGUCAAUGUGGUUGAAGAAGAAAUUAAAAAGUAUACAACACUGUCAUACCGAGCUCCAGAAAUGAUCAAUCUUUAUGGAGGAAAACCAAUUACUACCAAGGCAGAUAUCUGGGCACUUGGCUGCUUGCUGUAUAAACUUUGUUUCUUUUCACUUCCCUUUGGAGAAAGUCAAGUUGCUAUUUGCGAUGGAAGCUUUACCAUUCCGGACAAUUCCCGAUACUCUCAUAGUAUACACUGUUUGAUAAGAUAUAUGCUGGAACCAGAUCAAGAACAGAGACCUGAUAUCUUUCAAGUGUCUUUCUUUGCCUUUAAAUUUGCCAAAAAGGACUGUCCAGUGUCUAAUAUUAAUAAUUCUCCUGUCCCUUCAACUCUUCCUGAACCCAUGACAGCUAGUGAGGCAGCUGCUAGAAAAACCCAAAUAAAAGCAAGAAUAACAGAUACUGUUGGACCAACAGAAACCUCAAUUGCACCGCGACAAAGACCAAAGGCCAAUUCAAGCACUGCCACUUCUAGUGUUCUGACGAUCCAGAGCUCAGCAACUCCAGUCAAAGUACAAGUUCCUGGUGAAUUUGGUAAUCGUGGGCAAAAAGGAGCCACGCGACCAGGGAAUGGACAACAAAUCUUACAGUCCCAAGGGCCCAACCAGCACCCCCCGCAGCAGAACAGAGUUCUCCAGCAGCUGCAGCAGGGUGACUGGAGGCUGCAGCAGCUACACCAUUUACAUCACCAGCAGCAGCCACCUACGAUUCAGGAUGCUUACAUCCAGCAGUAUCAACAAGCAGUGCACCAGCAGAUGGUCCAGCAGCAGCUGUUGAUGCAGUCUGUGUACCAGCAGCAACCUUCCCAAUCUCAGUAUCCUGCUAUGGUGCAGCAAUAUCAGCAGGCUCUCCUACAGCAGCAGAUGCUUGCUCAGCAGCAACAGCGGUCACAACAGGCGCAGUCUCCUGAGUAUAUCACUUCUCCACAAGACUUUUCACCAGCCUUAAUCUCCUACCAUGGGUCACUGCCAGUGCAUGCUGGAACAGUGGCAGAUUCGUCCUACCCCGCAAACAG